This is a messenger RNA of Galdieria sulphuraria, 358 nucleotides long. RefSeq lists its product as uncharacterized. Gene Ontology annotation, cellular component: TIM23 mitochondrial import inner membrane translocase complex. The coding region runs from base 79 to 321 and encodes 80 amino acids. The record is from RefSeq and is a predicted model, not a curated record. The transcript is spliced from 2 exons. Lineage: Eukaryota; Rhodophyta; Bangiophyceae; Galdieriales; Galdieriaceae. Gene Ontology annotation, biological process: protein insertion into mitochondrial inner membrane; protein import into mitochondrial matrix.
GAAAGGAAAUCUUGAUUCAUCCCCACCUUUUGUUAUUCAUUCUGGACACAAAAGUUGACGAGCGUUGUAGUUGUUGAUAUGAGUCCAGAAACGAGAGACUGUAUGAGAAAAAUACAAAUGGGAGCCUUAUUGGGUUCUAUGGUGGGUGGAUCGUUUGGUCUUUUGUAUGGAGGUUUUGAAGCCUUUCGACAUAAAGGUUUGACAGGGCCACAGAGAAUUGGAUUGGCUUUAAGAAGUACAGUUGGAGCUGGUAUGGCUUUUGGGUUUUUCCUUGCUGUCGGAACGGGAAUUCGAGGUUGUGGUGCUCACGAAAGAUAUUAAUAAACAGAUGAGGAACGAUUAGGAAUUGUAUUUUAUG